AGCCCAAAAAAGAAAAAACCCUAAUUGGAAUCAUGCAAAAUAGGCAAAACUGAGGGGGUUUAUUGCAAAAAUUCCAGAAGACCUUCAAAUCAACCCCCCCCCCCCAAAGGGAAAAACAUCAACUCCCUGUCAAGGACUCUUCUUCAAUUGCUCUGAUUGAAUUGAGAUUCAAACAUAUCCCUUCCCAUUUGUUGAACUCUCCUCCCAAUUUGAUGCUUCCACACACCUGCCUAAGACUCAUCUCCAUCAUACAUUUGAAUUCCAAGUUCUCAUCCUUCCAUGCUCUAAAAUGCACCCAUGAAUCUUUCAAAAAAAUGCAUCAUCCAGACAAAGACAUGCACCAUGACUUGGAUGCAUACCAGGUGCCUGGUAAAAUGCCUGACCGAGAUUAUAGAGCACAGAAUGCAUUGAUUAGGAGUUGCACGAUGAAUCAUCAAUACAAUGAAUCGGUUAUAGUUUUUCACCGGAUGCAUUGUGAUGUGGUAAGACCGGAUUGUCUUGCGUUGGCCGCAGUUGUCAAGUCAUCUGCUGUGCUUUUGCUUCAUGGAUUUGGAAGGUCCCUUCAUGGAUUUGCUGUUAAAGGUGGUUAUGUGAUGAUUGCAGCUGUUGCGAAAGCACUGAUGGAUAUGUAUGCCAGGUUUGAUGAGUUGCAUGAUGCUCAUCGGCUAUUUGCUGAAAUGGAUUGGAGGGACUCUGUCUCCUGGAACAUCUUGUUAUCUGGAUAUGCCCGUGCCGAGCUUAAUGUGCAAGUGAUGAAUCUCUUUUGUUUGAUGCAUGCCCAAGGAGAUGAAGAUGCUAAGCCAACUGCGAUAACCAUUGCGGUUGUUCUCCCUGUUUGUGCAAAGAUGAGGAGUUUGAAGUCUGGGCAAAUUGUCCAUGUUUAUGCUAUCAGAACUGGUUUAGAAUCUGAGACACUGGUGGGGAAUGCACUCUUGUCUAUGUAUGCAAAAUGCGGCAGUGUCAGAGACGAGGCACAUUAUGUUUUUAAUCACAUUGGUUGCAAGGAUGUCAUCUCUUGGAAUUCCAUGAUCUCUGGGUAUUCUGAACAGGGAUUCUUUGCUGAAGCUUUUCAAAUGUUUAAGCAGAUGAUCUCCAGCAGUUUCAAGCCUAAUCAUGCCACAGUUGCUACUAUUCUUCCCAUCUGUGCACUUGUAGAGAAUGGCUAUCUCUGUGGAAAGGAGAUCCAUUCUUAUGUGCUGCAUUCUGGCUUAGAGAAUGAUCUCUCCUCUAACAAUGCACUGCUGACAUAUUAUUCCAAAAUCAGAGAUAUGUGUAUUGCUGAAUCCAUCUUUGCGAACAUGGAAGUCAGAGAUCUUGUGUCUUGGAACACUAUGAUCACUGGAUAUGCCAUGGAUGGACACCCACUGAGGACACUAGGAUUGCUUCAUGAAUUGCUUUUAACUGGGAUGGAGCCCGACUCAAUCACUCUCAUAGGUGUGCUUUCAGCUUGCACUCAGUUGCACAAUGUCAAAGAAGGAAAGAAAAUCCACAAUUAUGUUCUUCAGCAUCCAAAGCUCUGUCUAGAAACAUCAAUAGGAAAUGCUCUCAUUAGUUUUUAUGCCAAAUGCGACAAACUAGAUGACGCACUAAAGACCUUCAUGGGGAUGCAAAGGAGGGACUUGAUAUCAUGGAAUUCUAUGACGACAGCUUACGCAGAUAAAGACCAAUGGGAGAAGCUUGCAGAACUUUUAAAUAAAAUGAGUAAUGAAAGAGUUCAACCUGACUCGGUAACCAUACUAAGUGUUCUUCAGGGAAGCACUUUUCUUGGUAUUGAAAAGGUUAGAGAAGUUCAUGGCUAUUCCUUGAGAACAGGUAUUAUAAGCAAAUUAACUGUUGGAAAUGCAAUACUUGAUGCAUAUGCUAAGUGCGGUAGCAUUGAGAGUGCAUUUAGAAUCUUCAUGAGUUUGACAGGAAAGAAUGUGAUAACAGGCAACACUAUGAUUUCCGGUUAUUUGAAGCAUGGUUUUUCAGAUGAUGCAGAGAGGAUAUUUAAUGAUAUGUGUGACAGAGAUCUCACCUCUUGGAAUCUAAUGGUUCAAGGUUACGCUCAACAUGACUUCAAUGAUAGAGCUAUAUGUCUGUUCAGGGAGUUUCAAGCCAAAGGCAUGAGACCUGAUACAGUCAGCAUUAUGAGCAUCCUUCCUGCUUGUGCUCGAUUAGCCUCCGUCUGCUUAGUAAGGCAAUGCCAUGGGUACAAAGCUAGGGCUUCUUUUGAUGACCUUCAACUAGAAGGAGCUCUGCUUGAUGCUUACUCAAAAUGCGGAAGUGUAAAUGAUGCAUACAAGCUAUUUCAUACAAGUCCUCAAAAGGAUCUAAUCACCUUCACUGCGAUGAUUGGCUGUUAUGCCAUGCAUGGAAUGGCAGGAGAAGCACUCAUUAUCUUCUUUGACAUGCUUGAGUUGAACAUAAAGCCUGAUCAUGUUAUCUUCACAACAUUACUCUCAGCAUGCAGUCAUGCUGGCUUGGUGGAUGAAGGAUGCAAACUUUUCAGAUCGAUAGAUACGACAUUCAACAUUAGGCCCACAAUGGAGCACUAUGCAUGUAUGGUGGAUCUUCUUGCUCGGAGAGGAAGGCUUCGAGAAGCUUAUGAAUUCAUAAUGGACAUGCCUUGCAAGCCGAAUGCAAGUGUAUGGGGCAGUCUGCUGGGUGCUUGCAAGAUGCACGGAGAGGUUGAGGUUGGACAGCUUGCAGCAGAUAACUUACUUAAUGUAGAGGGCGGAAAUAUCGGAAAUUAUGUGGUGAUGUCAAACAUAUAUGCCGCAGGAGGGAAAUGGAACAGUGUUGAGCAGAUGAGGAAGAUGAUGAAAGCCAAGGAUCUCAAGAAACCAGCGGGGUGCAGUUGGAUUGAAGUUGAUAGCAAAAGGCAUGUCUUUGUGGCCGCUGAUCUCUCUCAUCCAAACAGGUCCUCCAUUUAUGAUAUUCUUGUAACUCUGGAUCAACAGAUCAAAGAACUAUAUUCAUCAGCAAUAGAUGGUUGUCCUUCUUUCUGAAUUGGUUCAACAUCUACUAGAUCAAAUGUUGCAAAAGGUUCGUCCUGAUAUAUUUAUCCUGAAAUCAGUUGAACUUGAAGCCGGACAUCAAGUUGUGAAUUUGAGACUAAAUCUUCGAAUCAUCAAAGUACUCAUACAUAUAUAUAUAUAUAUAUAUACAGAAAUUAACACCCGGAGAAGCUGCUGAAAUUCAUGGUACCUGGUACCU
Molecule: messenger RNA, 3198 nt
Organism: Dioscorea cayenensis subsp. rotundata (Guinea yam)
Lineage: Eukaryota; Viridiplantae; Streptophyta; Magnoliopsida; Dioscoreales; Dioscoreaceae
Product: putative pentatricopeptide repeat-containing protein At5g08490
Exons: 1
Coding region: 213-2990 (925 amino acids)
Biological process (GO): RNA modification
Molecular function (GO): protein binding; RNA binding
Source: RefSeq, a predicted model, not a curated record